Molecule: messenger RNA, 2831 nt
Organism: Scleropages formosus (Asian bonytongue)
Lineage: Eukaryota; Metazoa; Chordata; Actinopteri; Osteoglossiformes; Osteoglossidae
Product: serine/threonine-protein kinase NIM1-like
Exons: 4
Coding region: 941-2170 (409 amino acids)
Biological process (GO): intracellular signal transduction; microtubule cytoskeleton organization; protein phosphorylation
Cellular component (GO): cytoplasm
Molecular function (GO): ATP binding; tau-protein kinase activity
Source: RefSeq, a predicted model, not a curated record
CGUGAGCCCCGUCGCUGGGCCGCAAAUGUUUUCUGUCUUCAUUUUGAAACGUGAUCCUGCUCAUAAGGUGUGUCGCUAACGCCGUGUAAAAAUGACUGAAAUUCCAAUAUUGUCAUUAUUGUUAAUACCAAUAACAAAAGUUGAAUAAUAUAAUUAUUGUUAUUUAUUUUAUCAAUAUUUUGCAACCUGUGCUCUUCAAAGGCAACGGAGAGUGAAGAAAGUCACAUUUAUGAUCGUUUUGCUGCUUCACCUGAGAUGUUCAACUAGAGACAAUAUGAAGUGAACGGACAGGUCAGCGCGUCCAGGUGAACAGACACCCCACCUGCACUGAAAGUGGUUCUGUGUGCCACCUGUCUGACGGGUGUCUGCCUUUCACGGGACUCACCUGCUGAAGGUCAGUCCACCUGUCCCCCCCAGCCCAAGUCGAGCCUGCAACAGAGGGUCACUCACACUUGGGCGGGUGCUAAUCUCGGCCGACUUUCUCUCGGGUUUCUGUCUAGAGGUAAACUCACCCGUAAAGCCCGUCUGAGGGCAGUCUGUCUGGGGGAUUAGUGCCUUCAAAGAGCGUGUUGCGAGCGCCGCUGUCACCACACCUGCUCAGACGCACACGCAGCGUGCGCAGACACAUAGGUGCUGUGCCGAAGGAGCCGUCGGGUGCCGGAUGCUGCGCUCUGCACCGUACGGAGAGGUGCUCAAGGUGCGAGGCAGAGAUCUGAAAGGUGCUUCAGGUGACACGGGGCACAGAGGCAGCGGGCGAUCCGGGACCCUCGGGUGUCCCUGCAGGCAUCCCGUGGACAGGAGGGGAUGUUUCUGAGCAAGAGCAGAAGUGCUAGAGCUGGCAGAGGGAGGGCGCUCUGUGAGUACCUGGAACAGGACACACCGGGGACUCCGCACCAGGAGGGACUUCGGCUCCAGGAAGGUCUCCGUGCAGGCCACGCCCAUGUGGGAGGCAGGGCUGAAGACAGAGAAGGCAGAGCAGGCCCCGCCCACCACGGUCACCAUGGAAGACCAGCAGGUGAAGUGCAGUGCCUUCGAGAGGGUGCUGCAUGCCAUGGCGCAUGAUGAGCGUGUGGUCGGUGACCUUGUCCUGGGCCGGCGUGUCGCCUUCUACGAGCUCCGCGGGGAGAUUGGCUCUGGAAACUUCUCCCAUGUCAAGCUAGGAAUCCACACGCUGACCAAGGAGCGAGUCGCUAUCAAAAUUGUGAACAAGAGCCGAUUGGGCAGGAAGUGGCAGGGACAGCUGGCCACCGAGGUGUCCUGCAUGGAGCAGCUCUCGCACCCCAACAUUGUGCGCCUCUACGAGGUCCUGGAGACGCUGAAGCGCCUGUACCUGGUCAUGGAGUACGCAUACGGGGGCGAGCUCUUCUCCCACAUCAGCACCAGGGGCCGCCUCUCUGACCUGGAGAGCAGGAUCGUCUUCGGCCAGAUCGUCUCUGCCGUGAAGCAUAUGCAUGACCGCAACAUCGUGCACAGGGACCUCAAGGCGGAGAACAUCUUCUACACCAGCAGCUGCUGCAUCAAGGUGGGCGACUUUGGCCUCAGCGUGGCGUGUGACCCCGAUGAACUGCUCACCACGUUCUGUGGCUCGCCGCCCUAUGCCGCACCCGAGCUCUUCCGCGACAAGGGCUACGUGGGCCGCUGCGUGGACGCCUGGGCCCUGGGGGUGCUGCUCUACUUCAUGGUGACGGCCUCCAUGCCCUUCAAGGCGGACAACCUGAGCCGCCUGCGGAGGCGCAUCCUGCAAGGCUCCUUUGGGCUGCCCCCCCACGUGCCCGUGGCCUGCCAGCAGCUCAUCCGGGGACUCCUGCGGCCCGUUCCGGCCGACCGCCUGUCCGCGGCCCAGCUCAUGUCCAGCGCGUGGCUCAGGGGCAUCACCUUCCCGCAGCCUUACGCACCGUGCCGGCCCACCCCGGCCCACCUGGCAGACCCGGCGCAGGAGCUCAGUGCCGUGGAGGCCGAGGCGAAGGAGGCCCUCGGGCACCUGGGUAUCACGGAGACGCACCUGCAGAACAACCUACGCGCCGACCUGCGCAGCCCAGUGACGGGUGCCUACCGCAUCCUGCUGCACCGCGCACAGAAGCGCCGCUGCAUUGAGGCUGUCGGUGACUUGGCCCUCUGCCCGCGCGACCUCCCGGCCCACCGCCCCUCGGCUGUCUGCUGUAUCCUGUAGGGGGCGCCAGGCGCGGCACGUGUCGACUGAUGACUGAACCAAAUGCCAGGACGGGGUGUUUGUGGGGCAGCGCCCGCACCGGACCCAGGGGGCCAACCUUGCCACUUGUUGGCCACCUCCCACACCCUGUAAGCUCUGCCCACAGAAUGCCACCUACAGCAGCACCGGGUCUGCUUCUGAGCUUAACCUCACAGUGCACAAAAAAAGCAGUGUGGUUGCCUGCCGGUGGCGUGUGUGCUUCAGCGCGGUAUUGUAUGCGGUGUUACACUAAUGAUAGAAACGUUGCCUGCUCUUUAAUGCUGUAUUUGAUGCAAAAUUUUCUGAGACGAUUCCUACUCAGUGAAAUGGCACUUGUUUACCAUUCUACCUGGACACUGUGUGGCCCUGCCCAUUGCGGGGGUGACCACCAGGUGGCGUCGCAUCCCCGAGGAUCCCUCUAAAGGCUGCAUUCUUACUGUAUUCACACUGGCUCAGCUGUAGAGCAGAGGGACCCCCUGCCUGGGGUUCGAAUGGCAUUAGUGACCUUACCAGAGGACAGUAAUAGGAAUGAGCUGAGCUGCUGUGUAGCGCUUUUACGCUAGAAACACACACGCAGACACACAGCAGACUUGAAAUUUGUGAUCUUUCUUUUGUUUUUUUGUGUUUGGUUCUCUUUUCUUCU